This is a messenger RNA of Chironomus riparius, 655 nucleotides long. NCBI's taxonomy places the organism in Eukaryota, Metazoa, Arthropoda, Insecta, Diptera, Chironomidae. The record is from the annotation of a GenBank genome assembly.
AAACAAAUGUAUAUUGAGCUGUACUGAUUUGUUUCAAACAAAAAAUUAUAAUAAAAAAAAUAUGAACAGAUUUUUACUUGUGUAUUUUAAAUCAGACGUAUGAUUUAAGCGUGAUAGAAAGAGAUUAUACAUUACAAAAAGAAGACAACAUCAUAAGUUUGUGGAAAGUUUAUAUUAAUUAAUUGUUCAUCCUCAGUGCAAAAAAAUCCUCAAGAUAUGAAAUCAUUUGCUGUAAUUUUAAUAGUUUUAAUGUCGCUUCUAGUGAAAAUGUCGAAUGGACAUAUGUGCUAUGAAUGCAAUUCAUUUAAUGACACAAAUUGUUUUGAUUUAUCGCCGCAAUCGAAUGUGUUUGUGGGAGUGCGAUGCGAGUCAACGGAAAGAGUUCACAAAACAUGCUAUUCAGCCCACAUUUCUGAGCACAAGAAGCGGAAAAUGAUUCGAGGAUGUAAGAAUGUGGGAAUUUGUGAUGAACUCGAGAAGAGAGAGCAAUCAGACAUUUUCUUUAAAGUGCUGGCAUGUGGAGAAUGCACAGAACAUUAUUGCAAUAAAUCAUCACAUCUCUCGGCAAUAUCAAUCAUUACAAUUUUGCUACUAUCUUGUUGUGUACAUUUCUUGAGCAUUAUAUAGAUGAAAUACAUGUUAUAAUAUAUACAAC